Candidula unifasciata is the source of this 468-nucleotide messenger RNA. NCBI's taxonomy places the organism in Eukaryota, Metazoa, Mollusca, Gastropoda, Stylommatophora, Geomitridae. The record is from the annotation of a GenBank genome assembly.
AUGGAAGAAGGUCAGCCACGGUACAGCACCGAGAUUUCUGAUGAAUAUAGGUUUAAAUAUAAACAGAAGAUUCCUCGAACGCCUGGUCUUUUCUAUGGCGAUGAUAGGGAAGUGAUAUUUAAAACUAUGAAUGCUUUGACUUAUGGCGCAAUCACAGUUUUGGUUGGAGCAACCUACGGUGUAACAGCUGGUUUGGUGGCCAAGGUGAGAGGCAAAAGUGAUGGAUGGAACCACCUUUGUGCAGGCUUGGUUAGUGGACAGGUCCUGGGUAGCUUUUAUAAAAGUGUGUUGAUUGCUCGUUGGUUUUCAGCCACCUUUGCUACACUUGGAUUCUUUAUCAAGGAGUUUGCAGACAAUGAUAGGUUUAUCACUGACAUCGGUCCUGCUAAUUUGCCUUUCCUCAACUUUAGUGAGCUUAGUUUGUUCACCAAACGACCUCCCCGUGAAGGAGUUAAAGACAGUAGUUAG